UGACUUGGCACACGAGCGGGGAGGGGAGCCGAGCACAAGUCCCCGAAGGAGCGUCGGGGCAAAAAAAAAAACAUUCUUUUACCGGCUUUCAUCGGCAUUCUUCACUCUUUGUGCUUCCCUUGAGCUGACAAAUAGUUCUCGGUGGGAAAUUUAGCCGGCAGAGUCAGAGCCGCCUUGUUGCUGGCUUUUGAGGGAAGCCGCGGACAAAGGAGGCAGUCUGGACUACAACUGACUUGGCAAGAGAAGCUCCGCUGUCGGAAGAAAAACGGAGACUCGGAAGUGAUUUUUUUUUUUUGUUCCACUGAAAAAUGUGAAUCGAAGCGUUUUGAUGGAAAAGCAGUAAUACUGCGUGGGGGGGAGAGACGAGUUUUUUCCCCUUCUGUGGGAAAAGAGGUUCAGCGUUCAGCUUUCAUUUAAGAUCCAAGCAGCAUGGGAGGACUUGUAUACCAGCUAUAAAAUGUACCCGCUACACAGAGAGAGGGAGCAGCCCAUCUUCAGUGCCCGAGCUCAUGUUUUCCAGAUCGACCCGGCGACCAAACGCAACUGGCUGCCGGCCAGCAAGCACGCCGUCACUGUGUCCUUCUUCUACGACGCCAACCGCAACGUCUACCGCAUCAUCAGCGUGGGCGGGACUAAGGCUAUCAUCAACAGCACCAUCACCCCCAACAUGACCUUCACCAAAACCUCCCAGAAGUUUGGCCAGUGGGCUGACAGUCGCGCCAACACGGUUUACGGCCUCGGCUUUUCUACAGAGCAGCAGCUGCAGCAGUUUGCUGAGCAGUUUAAGGAGGUGAAGGAGGCGGCUCGUCUGGCCAGAGAGAAAUCCCAGGAGAGAUACGAACUGGCCAACCCUGCUCUCAACAUCGCUGCCCCACAGGAACUGUCGGAGGAGCGUCAUUCACCGCCACUGCUGACAGUCAACGGCCCAGGAGAGGAAAAGCUGUUUCGCAGUAAAAGUGCAGAAGUGGAGCUUACAGUGGAAAAGGAACGGGUCAAAAAGAUGCUGUCUGAAGGGUCCAUGUGUGAAAUCAACCUGGAGGCAGAGCUGUUCACCCUCCAAGACAGUAAUGCCAAGCUGGUAGCAGCACUGCAAGAAGCCAACAGCAGCGUGGAACAGUGGAAGCAGCAGUUGGCCGAGUACCAGAACGAGACAGAUCGCCUCCGAGAGCAGGUGGCAGAGUUGGAGGCACAGCUUGGUCAUCCUGCUGCUGCUCACACUGAUAAAGAGGAGUUGAGCCGCUCACUGGAGGAGCUCGAGGCCCUGCUUAGCGUCAAGGACCAGGAGAUACACAGUCUACAAAGCAAGAAAACUGAUGUGGGACAACUGGAGAGGGAGAGGGAAGAAGCUAUUGAGAGACUCCAGGACCUUGAGAGGCGAAACACAGAGCUGGAGGGUCAAGUUCACAGCGCUGAAAAGACACUGGCCUCCAGCAAGGACGAGCGAGAGAAAGCGGAAGUCGAGGUCCAACACAUCCUGGAAGCUCUCGAUGUUAAAAUUUGCGACCUGAAUGACCUGAGACAAAAUUUGGCCAAACUGAUCGAUAAGUAGUCCCGAUCUCAGGCGGGCUGCAUCUCCACAGUCGAGACGUGGUCACUCUCGUUUGGUUUCUACCGGCAGAUCCUUAAAGGUGCAAUGCACAGAAUAAACCAGCUGUAUUCUUACAUAGACAGUACAUGAUCUGAUUUGUAUCUAAGGCUACCUUCACUGUUUUGCUUUGGCACUAUGGUCUGGAGAAUCUGAAUUGAAAAAAGGUACUUGGUUUGCACUUUGGUACAGUUUGCUCCGCAGUCACAUUAGUAGUUUUUAGUCGUCAUGGGAACAAACAGACUUUACUUUGAUGAGGUUGGCCAUGGAGUUUCAUUUGUAGUUUAGUGUGUUUAGUUUGUGACCAAAAUAGGUGUGUCCCCAAUGAUGUGCAUUGUUAGCUAGCUCAUAUUAACUUUUUUCUUGUGUUAUAAUGCACAGAAAAGUAAAUAAAUAGAAAUAAAAUAUGUUUUCAUGUAUCACAUAAGGAUUGUGAAUGGUGGGCAAAAUUUUAAAAGUGCAGUUCCCCUUUAAAUAUGAACUUUCUGUUAAAAUAACUAAAUCAGUCAUUUGGAUGAAAUGUCAGGAAGAAUUUGGUAUUUGAUUCCAUGUACAUGUUAUAACUAGGGAUCGACCGAUAUGUUUUUUUGGGGGGCCGAUGCCGAUUUUCACCCAUUAAUUAUCACCCUUAGCCGAUGGCCGAUUUUGCUUGGGUCGAUAUUGCUUUUGAUCCCUCAAUUUACAUGAAAAAAUGACCAUGAUAACAAAUAUUACCGGUCUCAUGUUUAAACAAAUAUUUAUUGAAAUGUAAACACUGAACACAGAAGGAUUCAGCUUUCUUAAACACAUUUAAACGGCUAAAAGGAAUAAAUAUUCAACCAUGUGCAAAACAUUUCUGUCGUAGUUUAAAUUUAUCUAGCAUCGAUGUGAUGACUGCUCCUACGCGCGUAUCGGCCGAUUCCGAUAGAAGGGAAAAAACGCAAAUAUCGACCCAAUAUAUAUCGCCCGGCCGAUGUAUCGGUCGAUCUUUAGUUAUAACCCUGAAAAAGGGGGAAAUAUGUGAAUAAGGAUGGCCGGAUAUGAUGUCUCCCUCUGGCAUCCUCAUCCAGAAUGCUUUUAUUUUAUUUAUUUCACACACAAAAAAAAACAUGUAUGUCAAGCACACGGCAGCCAUUUUGUUUACCACAAGCAAAUCAACAACACAACAGUGUCCCCUUCUACUUUUUCAGACAACUCAAACCCAAAAUAUUUGCAUGUUAUUUUAAACAUCCAAAUAAAUAACAUAUACUGUACAUGUCUACCUAAACAAAUACACAUAUUAAACAUAAACCGUGCCAUUACCCUCCUAAAAGACAUCGGUUACCUAGCUUACAGUACCAUGUAGCAUCUACAACGAGGUACCAAAUUAUGUCUCAAAAAGUUUCCUCAAUGCGUCAAACAUGCUUAAAAAUGUUGCAGCACAGCAAUGAGUACAUUUAAUACCCGUGACAUACCUGAAAAGAGGGAAAUAUGUGAAUAAGGAUGGCCGGAUAUGAUUAUUAUUUUAUUUAUUUCACACAUACAAAAAAACAUGUAUGUUAAGCACACGGUAGCCAUUUUGUUUCCCACAAGUAGACCUACACAGCAAAUCAACAAGACAACAAACAGUGUCCCUUUCUACUUUUUUCAGACAACUCAAACAUAAAAUAUUUGCAUGUUAUUUUAAACAUCCAAAGAAAGAACAUAUAUUGUACAUGUCUACCUAAACAAAUAAAAAUAUUAAACAUAUUACCCUCCUAACAGACGUCGGUUAGCUAGCUAGCUUACAGUACCAUGUAGCAUCUACAAAGAGGUACCAAAUUAUGUCUCAAAAAGUUUCCGCAAUGCGCCAAAUAUGCUUAAAAAUGUUGCAGCACAGCAAUGAGUACAUUUAAUACCCGUGACAUACCUGAAAAUGGGGAAAUAUGUGAAUAAGGACGGCCGGAUACGAUGUCUCCCUCUGGCAUCCUCAUUCAAAAUGGAGCGCCGCGGCUAAGAGCUCCCCCUUUCGGCUUUAGCAGACAUAGGCAAUCGAUCCCCGAUUAAUUGAUUCAGACUGCAUUGUAAAUCAAUUAUAAAUAGACGCGACUUUUUAGUGAGCACCUAGCAACACAAACAAUAUAUCACGUGAGAUCGAGAUGUAUAAUAACAAUAAUGGCGUCACAUUUCUGAGUCAUUUCAGUGUCAUCCUCUCCCCCGACUGUGGAAAUGCACCCCACUGGAGUUGGGUGACAGGAGGGGGGGAAAAGUCUAAUCGAACCGCUGCUCUACUAUCUACUUAAUUCCUUGUUGGUAUUUGCUCCAUGAAAACACGGCAGCAAAGAUGCUGCUCAAUUCAAGUGGCGGGUUGCCAGCUUUAUUCCCUUUUUAUCCCCCUCCAUUUCAUGUUUGUGCCAAAUUUGAUUUUGUUUUCUUCUGUUAAAUGUUUAGAGAAGCAGUUUCAACACCUCCUCUGUAAUGUGAAACUGUUUUAGUGUGUGUGUGUGUGUGUGUGUGUGUGUGUGUGUGUGUGUGUGUGUGUGCUCCCUAUACUGUUAAGAAGCACAACUCUUAUUAGUUUACUAUAGGGGUACUUUUCCAAUUCAAUAAGCUUAUGGAGAAACCUAGCACCUGUAAGGAUGCGAUUUAACCAUCUUUUAUUAUAAACAUUUUUUUUAAAGAAGGGGACUGUUGAUUUUUACAAGCACUAACUGUUUCUGAAUGCUAAUUUUAUGCCCCAAGUUUCACUGUGAUUUCAGCACGUUCAGCUUUACAUUUCAUCAUUUCACCCGUCUGGCGGUUCGGACCUCAGCAGCCACAUGCAAACGUCUUUUAAUCAGCAAUAUACGUUUGUAGUUUCUCACUAUUUAUUUAGUUAGGGGUGUUUUUUUUUAUCGGCCUACAGCACAUUGUAAAAAAAAAAAACAUUCAUUCAUUCAUUUUUGGACUGGUUGCCAGCCAAUCACAGGGCACAUAUAGACAAACAACCAUUCACACUCACAUUCAUACCUAUGGACAAUUUGGAGUCGCCAAUUAACCUAGCAUGUUUUUGGAAUGUGGGAGAAAACCCAGGCAUGCACGGGGAGAACAUGCAAACUCCACACAGAGAUGUCAGAGUGUGGGGAAAGACAAAAUAAGAAGCCAAAAAGUUACCACUUCCACACAAAAUAGGAGGAGAACUCAUUGAUUGAUUCAUUCAUUUUCUACCGCUUAUCCUCACGAGGGUCGCAGGGGGUGCUGGAGCCUAUCCCAGCUGUCUUCAGGCGAGAGGCGGGGUACACCCUGGACUGGUGGCCAGUCAAUCACAGGGCACAUAUAGACAAACAACCAUUCACACUCACAUUCAUACCUAUGGACAAUUUGGAGUCGCUAAUUAACCUAGCAUGUUUUUGGAAUGUGGGAGGAAACCGGCGUACCCGGAGAAAACCCACGCAUGCACGGGGAGAACAUGCAAACUCCACAUAGAGAUGGCAGAGGGUGGGGAAAGACAAAAUAAGAGGCCAAAAAGUUACCACUUCCACACAAAAUAGGAGAACUCAUUCAUUCAUUCAUUUUCUACCGCUUGUCCUCACGAGGGUCGCGGAGGGUGCUGGAGCCUAUCCCAGCUGUCUUCGGUACACUCUGGACUGGUGGCCAGCCAAUCACAGGGCACAAUCGCUAAUUAACCUAGCAUGUUUUUGGAAUGUGGGAGGAAACCGGAGUACCCGGAGAAAACCCACGCAUGCACAGGGAGAACAUGCAAACUCCACGCAGAGAUGGCCGAGGGUGGGAUUGAACUCGGGUCUCCUAGCUGUGAGGCCUGCGCGCUAACCACUUUUCCCCCGUGCAGCCUGUAAAAAACAAUGUAGUGAAAAUAUUAAAUUAAUGAAUAAUGAAAUAAUGAAAAAAAUUGGGGGGAAUGAGGUUGUAGUAAAAAAAAUUAUAAUACUAUGUGAAUAAAAUCAUAAUAUAAAAAGAGAAGAAAAAAAUUGAAAUAUUUGGAAAUAAUAAUAAAUAAAAAUAAAAUAAAAUGAAAUAAAAUAAAAUAAAAUAAAAUAAAAUAAAAUUAAAUUAAAUUAAAUUAAAUUAAAUUAAAUUAAAUUAAAUUAAAUUAAAUUAAAUUAAAUUAAAUUAAAUUAAAUUAAAUUAAAUUAAAUUAAAUUAAAUUAAAUUAAAAGUGGGGAAAAAAUUUGUACCAAUAAUACACAAUUUCAUCUGUAUUACAAAACUGAGAUGUAUUUUUUUCUUGAAAUAUUUUUAAAUUGUUAGCCUAUCUGUAUCUGUUAGCAUACAAAAUAAAGUAGCCCUUGCAUCCAUGUUUGGACACCCGACGCUACACACGAUAAAUCAUUUUUUUCUCUUCAUUUGCACUUUUGACACAUCUUGAGAGGUUCUGACAAAUUUGUAAGGUAAUACCUCUUCACGUAUUAUUUUCUAGGUCGAGUAUUACUGUAGAAAUCCAUCCAAGCUUGUAUUUUUACAUGUAUGGAACUGCUUUGUUUAACCAUUGAUAGUACCUGUUUUUUGUGCUUGUUACACUCUGGAGUAAAACCUUGAAGUAUUUCAACAAUGGAACACAGAACCAAAGAGGCGUUACCACCUAAACUGGAAUGAUAGAGCACAUCACCUUCUUCACCAAUAACGAAAUGACCUUCUUUCGACUGCAUUUAUUUUACUUGAGUUUUUACAUAAAUGCUUCUUAGCUUCUAACAGUCUUGUUGGAUUUUUUUUUUUUUAAUGGUAAUUUGGGAAAACCUUGUAAUGACUUUUUCAAGGUCACAAACCUGGAGUGAAAGUUGAGUUUCUAUGCGAGAUUGAGGCUUAUAUUUGUAAAGAAGUAUUGAAGCAUUAAAAUUCAGCCAUGCUUGACACAGCUCUUAUUCUUUAU
Messenger RNA from Doryrhamphus excisus (bluestripe pipefish), 6389 nucleotides. Its product is annotated as homer protein homolog 3-like. Gene Ontology annotation, biological process: G protein-coupled glutamate receptor signaling pathway. NCBI's taxonomy places the organism in Eukaryota, Metazoa, Chordata, Actinopteri, Syngnathiformes, Syngnathidae. The record is from RefSeq and is a predicted model, not a curated record. Gene Ontology annotation, molecular function: G protein-coupled glutamate receptor binding.